AUGGUUCAUCUAAGGUCCUCUAACCUUCCAGCUUUAAAUUGGAGCAGAAAAGCCAUCUUAACCACCUGGAACCAGGACCAAGAGAGCGGCAGUCAUGAGGUUCAACUCGACUGGGGAAAAAGUAUCGAUUGGUGAACUUGGAAGCCGAGACGAGAGCGAAGACACAAACAGAGGCCAGAACAAAAGCCUGUGGAGAAGGAGAAGAAAAAAGAGGAGGAGGAGGAGGAUCACGUGAGCGGUCCGCCCCGGCGUCGGUAGAAGAGGCGUGGCCGAACGGUCUUAGAGAGCGCUGGAUCUGAGGAGGGUGUCAGAGAGGUCAGAUCCUUCCCAAGCCGAACGCUGCACCCCGGAAUUGGGCACAACGCCAGGGUCUUGUGAUCUGGCCAACUAA
This is a messenger RNA of Caenorhabditis auriculariae, 391 nucleotides long. The record is from the annotation of a GenBank genome assembly. NCBI's taxonomy places the organism in Eukaryota, Metazoa, Nematoda, Chromadorea, Rhabditida, Rhabditidae.